Molecule: messenger RNA, 834 nt
Organism: Prorocentrum cordatum
Lineage: Eukaryota; Dinophyceae; Prorocentrales; Prorocentraceae
Source: the annotation of a GenBank genome assembly
AUGCCUCCAGCCCAACCGCCAAGCCUUACCUUGAGGCACUUGGACAUGCUUGGUGGGUUGUCCAGCGAUUUGGCGGUGAUGAGCAAUUUGAAGGCAGAGACUUUCGAAGACUGUUCGUCGCCGAAAUACCCCGCGGACGAAACGUCGGAGUCGCCGAUUCACGGUGCUCUCCAGAGCAAUGGGACCGACUCGCCGCUCGAGUUGCGCACGCGCACGUCGGGGCGCACCUCGACGCGCACCUCGACCGGGAGCGUCAUCAGCCAGAACAUGUUUUCAGACUUCAUCCGUGCCGAGCCUUCCAGCGGGGAGGCCAUGUUCCGCGGGCAGCCUGUGCGGAGGAGCCUGUACCUGGCGCUCGAGAGCAACGCCGUGAAGCUGCUCGUCGGCCUCGCCACCGCUGCCAGCUUCUGGGGCGUGAUCGUAGACACCGACGCGCGCGCGGCGGGCGACCCGUUGCCGGGCUGGCUAGUGACCAUGGAGUACAUCCUCUUCUCGGUCUUCUUCUUGGAGUUGUGCGUCCGCUUCUAUGUCGAGAGGCUGGGAGCGCUGAACAACCUGUACACCGUCGCCGACAUCGUCGUCGUGUGCACAAGCGUGGCCGAGUACAUCCUCAACUUUUGCGGAUUGAAUGUGGGGCUGUCGAACGUGAGAGCGUUAAGGUUGGUCAGGAUGAUGAAACUCGUCCGGGUCGUCUACAGGGUGCCGUUCUUCGUCGAGCUCCGGAAAUUGAUGUACAUGAUCAGUUGUUGCAUGAAGACUUUAUUCGAUCGGCGGAUUCUGGUCUUUCCUGGUGCUCGGCGUCGUCAUGACCGCGUGGUCCAUUGUGGCCGUUGA